AUGGAUAUCAGCCCGAACGUGGCAGGAGCUUCCUGCGAGCUGGACUCGCCGGCGGCUUGGUGGUUGCUGAAGGAAGCUACCACAAAUUUCAACGGAAGCACUGUGUCUGAGCUUUACUUUCCGGAAGAUCAAGCAGCUCUAUCCUCUUUUCUGGGACAAAUCUCGAACCGCAUCGCCAAGCAGUAG
Aspergillus nidulans FGSC A4 is the source of this 186-nucleotide messenger RNA. RefSeq lists its product as uncharacterized. NCBI's taxonomy places the organism in Eukaryota, Fungi, Ascomycota, Eurotiomycetes, Eurotiales, Aspergillaceae. The transcript has 3 exons. The record is from RefSeq and is a predicted model, not a curated record. The coding region runs from base 1 to 186 and encodes 61 amino acids.